AUGGGAGAGAUAAAUAAUCAAAAUAAUAAAGUUCGUAAAUCGCGAAAAAAUAGUAAAUCUGUUAACUCAAGUUCAAAAAGUAAAAAAAAAUCAUCAUCACCAAAAGUGAUCAAUCCGACGAUAACUCCUGUAACGGCUCUUGUCGAAUCUCCAAAACCGAUCACGCCAAUUGAAGAAGAUCCACCUACCGAUUUACCAAUUGAUAUACCAAAUAAUAUAUCAAAUGAUAUAUCAAAUGAUAUAUCAAAUCAUAUAUUAAAUGAUACAUCAAAUCAUAUAUUAAAUGAUACAUCAAAUCAUAUAUUAAAUGAUACAUCAAAUAAUAUAUCAAAUAAUAUAUCAAAUGAUAUACCAAACGAAGUACCUAUUAAACCAAUUGAACCAGUUUCAUCACCAAUUCUUACUACCCCAAAGACUCCUAAGACAACCCCUAAGGUCAACUUAUCCCCAAUAAUUCCUCGACAGACAAUCUCAAAAUCAAUAAAUGAUGGCCUUUUCCUUAUUUCUAAGUCUAUCAGCAUGACUGACAUGCCUGUGGAAAUAUUUAGUUAUAUAUGUGCAUAUUUGCCACCAGAUGAUUUAUUAUCACUUGUUUUAGUUUGUCAAACAUUCAGAAGAUUAUUAUGCAAUCCUACUUCACCUAUAACUCAAUCGAUCUGGAGAACUUCUCGAGUAAAUUUUUUACCUCAUCUUCAAUUACCACCACCAUCUGGUAUGGGUGAAAAAGAAUACAUUGUACUUCGUCAAUUAAGAAAAGGUUGUCAAUUUUGUCAAGAACGUGAAACUGGAUUCGUCAAAGUUUAUUGGCAAUUCAGAGUAAGAUGUUGUGAAAUGUGUUUGGAUGAACGAACAACAAGACGUGACACACUUUAUAUUAAUUGGUGUAUUCCUGAUGAAGUGCUUAGUAUCCUACCUUACAUUUUUCGUGGUGCAUCACAAGUUUAUUGGACAAAAGAUGUUAUUACUACCAUGCAAGAAUAUUCUUCCAUCAGUGAUGAUGAUUUACUAAAUUGGAUUGAUCAGCGUCGAACAAUAGCAAAUAACAUAAUGGAUGUGGCUCCAGGUCAUGAACGUGAAGAAAAUGAUGAAUUACAAUCAAGUAUUCAACUAAACCAGUUAAAUCAUCAACUAAAUCAACUAAAUCAAUUAAAUCAAUUAAAUCAACUAAAUCAAUUAAAUCCACUAAAUCGUUUUCAAUAUUUACUUCCUUCUCAAUUUAACACUAAUACUUUACCUUAUAACCGUUCUCAAUUCUUAUUCACUUCUCCUCAACAACUUUAUCCUCAAUUUCUUUCACGUGUUAACCGUCAAUCAAUUCAAUCAAUUCCCCAAACUUACCCAUUAGGCCUUAUCCCACAACCUCGUCAGUUUUAA
Cetraspora pellucida is the source of this 1374-nucleotide messenger RNA. NCBI's taxonomy places the organism in Eukaryota, Fungi, Glomeromycota, Glomeromycetes, Diversisporales, Gigasporaceae. The record is from the annotation of a GenBank genome assembly.